Paramacrobiotus metropolitanus is the source of this 1655-nucleotide messenger RNA. RefSeq lists its product as uncharacterized. Lineage: Eukaryota; Metazoa; Tardigrada; Eutardigrada; Parachela; Macrobiotidae. The record is from RefSeq and is a predicted model, not a curated record. The transcript is spliced from 2 exons. The coding region runs from base 174 to 911 and encodes 245 amino acids.
UACUACGAUCUCUGGUCUGAACAAUCUGCGAAACCAGCUCGCUGUCUCGGCACCAUAAUAAUUAUUAUAAUCGUUCAGUAUCGCAAAAGAAACUCUCGUAUUAUUUCUGAAACCGAUUAUUAUAAACGGCAUUCGCUUGACUAAAGCGCGAGUUUCUGGCUAUUAAUCCGACUAUGAUGACGGAGAAAUCGACGAUUCCAAAGGCUACUAGCAGUGUGUUGGCACUCAGCGUUGCGGAAGUCCUCUUGGCACUUGUGGGAUUCGCAGCAAAUUUCUACAACAUAUUUUACGGAAUAUUCGCUGCGGACGAGAAUGUUCCGAUGGGGCAAACGCUGAUCUUCGUCGUGUCCAUCCCGUUGUACGGAGUACAGCUGGCAUGCGGUGCCCGGUUCAUGCUGGCCAGUGUGCGACUAAUGUGUGGCCAACGAAAUUCCGCCUUCUUCGAUGACGGUGAUAUUCCCAUGUGUGAGUUCGGAAUAUGCCAGAUUUGGGCUUUAUUUAGCUGCGGCCUGUGCCUGCUGGCCUCCAUCUUCGCAUGGUUCAUGCAAGUCGGCUUCGCCGCUAACCGUCUCAUCUCGUCCGCCAAAUUUGACGCCUUGUUUGCCACACCUGGCAGCGUGGCCAAACCCAUACCGGACGCGUGGAAUGCAGUCCAGCAAACUUUCCAUUCCGACCUCCCCGGACACAUGGUCAUGCUGGGAGCCAUUCUGCUGCUGAUCGCCAGUGUCAUCGUUGUGGUCUUCAUCAUUCGGCAACGUAUUUCCGUCCGGAAAGAGCUGAAGUCGGCUGAUCUGAAGGCGGAUGAUCGCAAGGCCUCCAAAGAAGAGCACAAGCUUCUGGCUCAUUCGAAGCAGCAGAACGGAACACCACCGCCACCGUACAGUGACGAAAAAAUGGCCAUGACUGUGUAACAAUAACCGUGACCUUUGCCUGGAUUCACCAUUAAGUUUGCUGUAAAUGACCUUUAACUGAAAUCGUUAAUCAUUUUUCUCGGUUUACACGUCGCUAAAAUGCGAGUAUAAAUGUAUAGAUGACAGUGCUUAAAUAUCUGUCUCGAUAUCUGUAUUACAGCUUUUAUCGGCAGAUUUUUAUGAUACGUCUUCUGCCCCAUAACUUUUAUCUUAGCAUAUAGUAAUGCGGCUCUGUUAAGUGCCUUGACUCCCGAGAUCUUCACCCGCUUGACUAUCAUAAUAAUUAUCAUUACUGAUUCUGGAGGACUUCUUGUUAUCUCCUGUAUUUCCGAUUCACAUUGCCAUUACCGAUUACCCAAGACGCUUAACUCCGGUCACUUCAAACCCACCGCUAGCUGAUCACGCCCAGCCGAUGUGCUUUCUCAUCCAAUGCUUUCCCCGUUGUAGCCAUCCUUGCGCCAUUUCCAGAAGGUGUUCCCGCACAAUCAUGGCUGCUUUUUUACCGACGACUUGCCCUGUUACGCAAUGUUUAGUAUAGCGUGAACACACUAAUGUGUAAUGUGACUGUUUCUAGUCGUUUAUAGAGUGUUGUAAACUAUAUGAGUGUAAUCUUACAAUCUUCACUUUCCCAUAAUAUUAUCGUCCCAUCGUACUUUACAACUCACUUUUACGCCUAUAAAAAAGGCAGCCUGUCAAUGUUAGAGGAUUUGAUUCUAAUGCGACCGACCGAACGACAUUAAACUA